AGCGACCCUACGAGUGCUUGUGGACUAGUAUGAUCCUACUCUCGCUGCCCCAGAUCCAGAAGCCGUUGCGGGAGAGCGCGGCCUCACCACGUCGCUCCUCGCCUCGUUGCUCCUCCUCUUCCCCCACUUCGUCGCCCUCUGCCCCCUCGCCCGCCAUGAGCUCUGGCUCCAUCACCAUCAACUACACCACCCUCGCCGAGAUCGCCCUCGUCGGCGCCUUGAUCGGCGGCAUCUGCUACGCCGGCAGCAAGGGCCAGGCCGCCCUCCCCGUCGACGCCUCGUCCGCCUCUCACGCCCUCGACGACGCACACUCGGCCCUCCACAACAAGGCCAAGAAGGCCAACAAGAAGAAGAAGGGCGCGCUCGCCCAGGCGCAAGACGCCGCCGCCCCGCUCGUCGACCAGGCCGUGUCGGCCGCUUCUUCCGCCGUCAACACGGUAAAGCAGCAGCCCGUCGUCCACAAGGCCGCCCAGGCCGCCCAGGCCGCCCAGGGCGCGGCAGCGCAGGCGUCGAAUGCGGCGCACACCGCGGCCAAGGCGGUCCAGGGUGCGGCGGCGAGCGCGGGCGCGAGUGUUGGAGCGAGCAGCGCAGCUCCCGCACCACCGGCGGGCUCGAGCAAGAAGGGCAAGAAGAAGGGCGGCAACAAGGCGGCCUCAUCGGCGGCGGCGGCGGCCGCAGCAGGCGCCGAGCACAAGCCCGACGCCGAGGUGCACGCCGAGCAGAAGCACCCGGCCCCCUCUGGCCCCACCGCCGACAUGCGCGACAGCGACGACGACGCCGUCCACGUCGCUCGUGUCCUCAAGGUCGUCGGCGGCAAGGCGGGCGCCGACCCCAACAGCCUCCAGGUGCCCAAGGCCGACGAGGCGUGGGAGCGCUCCGACUCGUUCGACGACGACGACGGCGAGUGGGAGGCCGUCCCCUCCAAGAAGGUGUCCCGCCCGUCGACCCCGUCCGGCGCCGCCCUCUCGUCCGCGCCCGCCCGCUCCAUUCCGGGCCUCCCGACCUCGACCGCCGGUCAGCCCCUGACCAAGAAGCAGCGCGAGAACGCGGCCAAGAAGUCGAAGGAGCAGUCGGCGCGCGAGGCCAAGGAGGCCGAGCAGGAGGCUCGUCUCGCCCAGUACCGUCGCGAGCAGGACAAGGCCAAGCUCGCCGAGUCGCAGGCUGCGCGUGUUCGCGCUCGCCCGCGCUCGCAGAACUUCUUCGGCUCCGAGCCGCAGGCGCCGGCGGCCAAGGUCGUUGGCGGCGGCAUGUCGGCUGCUCUCGACCCGUCGAGCGGGUCGCUCAUCUGGGACUGAGCGUGUCUCGGCAUGUCGAGGUCCUGGUCGACGGCCGCUUCGGACGAGGGUCGGUAAACGAGGAGGAUGAGCGCGGGCGACGUGUGGCCGCCGCACCAUCGCAAGGUUCGAUAGCCUUGUUCCUGCAUGUGUUCUCUUGCAGUAGCGUCGUUUUGCAAGUCGUUCCCUGCACAGCUC
This is a messenger RNA of Rhodotorula graminis WP1, 1472 nucleotides long. RefSeq lists its product as uncharacterized. Lineage: Eukaryota; Fungi; Basidiomycota; Microbotryomycetes; Sporidiobolales; Sporidiobolaceae. Bases 30 to 1295 code for a protein of 421 amino acids. The record is from RefSeq and is a predicted model, not a curated record. The transcript has 3 exons.